This is a messenger RNA of Medicago truncatula (barrel medic), 814 nucleotides long. RefSeq lists its product as uncharacterized. NCBI's taxonomy places the organism in Eukaryota, Viridiplantae, Streptophyta, Magnoliopsida, Fabales, Fabaceae. The record is from RefSeq and is a predicted model, not a curated record. Gene Ontology annotation, cellular component: chloroplast thylakoid membrane. The coding region runs from base 72 to 503 and encodes 143 amino acids. The transcript has 5 exons.
AACAAGUAGUAGUAAUGUUAGUUGGAAAGUGAGAAAAGAAAUUGGGAAAGGAUAAAGCGAAGGUGUGAGCAAUGGCUUCUUCAACCAUUCUUCCUCUAUCCAACGCUCAAUUCCCUUCCUUUCAUCAUACCCACCACUCUUUUCCGACCACCGCCAAGUGGGGAUGGAGAAGAGAGCAAGACGCAAGCAUGGCUUCCAAUAGAACCCAGAGUCAAGCAUUUCGAGUCCUUGCUAAUCCCAAUGUAUCUUCUGGAAAGGAUGGUUCAAAAAAGGAUGUAAUCAUGGUUGAUCCUGUGGAAGCCAAGCGAUUGGCUGCCAAACAAAUGGAGAUAAUUAAAGCAAAAGAAAAACUUAAGAAAAGACGCCAAAUUGAGGCAAUUAAUGGAGCUUGGGCAAUGAUUGGCCUAACAGCGGGUCUAGUUAUUGAAGGUCAAACUGGAAAAAAUAUCAUUACCCAGCUGCAAGACUACUUUGGAGCAAUUGUUCACUUUUUUGUGAAGUAGACAGCCGAAAAGGAGCAUGGACACAUACUUGUGAAGUAGACAGCCGAAAAGGAGCAUGGACACAUACUAAGAAAUGCAGAUUCUUUCUCACAUUCUUUGUGAAUAUAUCUGUUAAAGGUUUACUGAUAAGGUUUUUUCUUAACACCAAACCAUACAAUUUACACUACUUACUUUUUCCUUGUUACCUAUUAAUGCCACAUAUGUAACAUGAUUUUACAAAAGAAUUGUACUGGUAGCCAAUUGCUGUUGCUUGAUAUGGAUCUUUACCCACUCAUUGUUUUUCCGAGGUGGUGGCAUUUAUUUUUGAAUUA